AUGAACCAUCCCCUGGACCUUAAAUGGGAAUUUCGUGAGCUGGAGCUCCAGCGGGACCCCAAGAAUAUGGGUGAAUAUGGAUGCAGGUACCAUGGCAUCAUACCUCAUUUCCUUCAGUUCCAACACCUCAUAACCUCUGAUGCUGCCAAAAGGAUCUACAGAUGCACCAGCUUCUCUAUGCUUCGUGAACGCAUCCAUUACACAAGGCGAGAACUGGACGCUGUCUCAAGAGAGCUGAUUAAGGUGCAUCUUCUCUUAGCCCGUGUCCUGUCCGCAGAUGAUUGGGACCUAAUCGACCGCAUCACAACCCAGAAAGCUGCUAAUAUCGGUGACCAAGCUAGAGCCAGACAGUGCAAGAAGUUCACCAACUUGCAGAAGACACAACAUCCAACCCAACUUCAUGAGAACAGGAAGACUGUGGUCAAUCUAAGUGAUGUACCCUUGGAAGAAGCGGCUUACUCUGCUCUGAGCAAGGGCCUGAACUUUGCUGUAGCCCCUAGUUCUAUCCCAGAUAAGGACAUCCUGUGCGGUGUUGAAAAGGCUGUAAUGGCCCUACCGGAAGAGACUGCAGAGGAGAUUCGACAGGAGACAGUCAGGAUGCUCAAGGGCUCAUACAAACCCAAGGACAACCUCACUGGUGCCGAGAGAAGAGCUCUCCGAGCCUUAAAAUCCAACGAGACGCUCACGGUACUUCCGGCCGACAAAGGUAAUGCUGCCGUGGUUUUGGCCACUUCUGACUACAACCAGAAGAUUGCUGCUCUCCUAGAGGACAAGACCUACAGGAUGCUGAAAAAGGAUCCCACUGACUCCAUAGAGCGCAAGACGUUGCUUCUCCUAAAGAAGUCCCCGUUCCCUGAAGAGAUCUGCCAACAACUACGACCACAAUGUUCCAGAACACCAAGACUCUAUGUGUUGCCCAAAAUACACGAACCUGACAUACCAUUAAGACCAAUUAUCAGCACCAUUGGCUUCCCCACCUAUCGCUUGGCCAAACAUUUGGCUGGCCUACUUAACUCCUACACCUGUGACUCCCCACACCACGUGAGAAACUGCCGAAUUUGUCCACACCAUAAAAUCCCUCCGAUUAAACCCUUAUGA
Molecule: messenger RNA, 1098 nt
Organism: Cryptotermes secundus
Lineage: Eukaryota; Metazoa; Arthropoda; Insecta; Blattodea; Kalotermitidae
Exons: 2
Coding region: 1-1098 (365 amino acids)
Source: RefSeq, a predicted model, not a curated record